AUGAAUAAGCUUCCUUUCAGUAUUGUGCUAUUUAUAAGCACAAUAAUCGAUACUGUGUCUUCAAUUUCUUGUUAUCAAUGCUCGUCAAUUAAUGGAAGUAAUCCAGCGUGUGAAGAUUUCUUUCAUGGCGAACUGGAAGGUGUACCCGCUAUGUUGCAAACACCAUGUUUAACAUCUUCACGAGGUCGGCAAGGUCGCUUUCUGGCAACACAUUGCAUCAAACUAGUCGCUUAUUCUUCCGAACCAAAUCCUGCUCAAUAUGUCUACCGGACAUGCAGUAGAGACGAAGGUGAUGAUGAUAGUAUCACUCGUAUGAGCCAUUGUGGUUUUCUUAAACUUCACUGGAUCAAUCCGAAUCGACGAUUACGUGGAUGUUUACACAUCUGCGAUAGAGAUGCAUCGUACUAUCCUCAAGUAAAUUUCAUUGAGCCACCAAUUAUCCGACACACUAUUCUUGCUCGACAGAGUAUACUCUUUCGCUACGUUACGUAA
This is a messenger RNA of Adineta ricciae, 492 nucleotides long. NCBI's taxonomy places the organism in Eukaryota, Metazoa, Rotifera, Eurotatoria, Adinetida, Adinetidae. The record is from the annotation of a GenBank genome assembly.